AAUGAAUAUAUUGUUGCAUAAAGCUAAAACUUGAAGCUCUUUAAUGAUUAAACCGAAGUCGUAGAGAAACUUUGCACGAAUCGAAAAUAAAUGAUUUUAAAAAAGUACGUUUCAAAGUCAAUGAGAUUUAGUUUUUAUAUACAGCUUGAACGAGAACGUUUACGAAACGGACCGCGUUACAGCGGAUUAAUUUAAAAGGUGUUUAAAAAAAUAUAUAAAAUUCCUAAUACAUUUUUCAAUAAAAUCGACAAAAUAUAAAAUUAUUUAAAAUGGCCAAUACGCCAAGCACGAAAUUACAUCUGGAGACAAUCGAUCGCAUUGGCAGUAUACCAUUAAUCGAGACAAGUUUAAAACAGGUGGAAAAUCUAUAUGCCAAAGUCAAGAAUAGUAAUCGGCUGUUUAACUGGUAUUUUGAGACUGCUGAAUAUACUAUUUUAUCCGCUUAUGAAUCGGUACAGCCAGCGGUGAAACUAUUCGAAGCACCCCUAAAACGUCUGGACUCGGUGAUGUGUAAGAGUUUGGAUAUUUUGGAGCAACGUGCCCCCUUGGUGUAUUUACCACCCGAACUGACUAUUAUUAUGGGUUUAAAGAUGUAUUGGAAUACUAAGGAAUACAUGACAGAUCAUUUGGUUAAACCGGUACUCAAACGGGCCGAUUCCGUGAAACAGAUUGGUAAUGCGGUGCUUGAAAGUCCAAUAACCACCUAUGCGGCCGAACGUUUGGAGGGAGCUCUAACGGCUGGUGAUAAAUUUGUCGAUAAAUAUUUAGUGCCCAUUGAGGUUGAUGGCGAUCAAACUGAUGCACCAAAUGAUGAAGAUAACAAUGUAGAUGCACCGGAUGAAAAAGGCGCCAUCAAGGCAAUUCAUCACGGCCAACGUUUUUCGCGUAAGCUCAAACGUCGUUUAACCCAAAGAACUAUAGCGGAAGCUAGAGCACUUAAAAAACAAAGUAAAGAAGCAAUACAUGUAUGCUUAUAUGCUGCUGAAUUGAUUGCUACCGAUCCAAAAUUGGCUCUACAAAAAGCCAAAGAACUUUGGGCUUAUUUAAGUCUUGACGAACCAGAGAAUCAAGCCAGACCUGUAACACUGGAACAAUUAAUUGUUCUCUUAACACGGGAAUCGGCCAGACGUCUGGUACAUGUAGUUAAUUUUGGUGCUAAUGUUGCAGCCAAUAUACCCAAAACUGUAUCCCAUACUACAACAGAAGUUGUACACCACAUGAUAUAUUUCAAUAAUCGUUUGAUUAACAUAACAAAAUUGGAUAAAGUUAAAAAUUUAUCGAAAGAAGAAGCCGAGACAUUAAUAAAACGCAUGGUCACCUUUUAUGGCAACUUACAAAAUCUUUCUAAUGCCUAUUUGGAACGUUUGGCCACCUUUUUAUCCGGGCGCAUUGAAGCGGAAAAAGUUAGUGGAAGUCGCAGUUCUGGUGCCUCCUCUACAACAUCCUCAACAAGAAGACUUUUGGAGGAACAGGAUAAUAAUACUCCUUCCUCUCACAACAAUAUAAAUGGCGUAUACUGAGAAGUAGAGUUUUUUAUUGCAGUCGUAUUUUUGUUUCUAAUUAUCGAAUUUUAUUUUUGCUUUCAUAUUCGUACUAACUGAAAAAUAUUUAAAUAAUUUUUUGCUUUAAAUUAUUAGUUUUUUACUUAUCACAUAUAACGUUUAUUUUAUAAUAUUUAAAAAAUUAUUGAAAGACGUAGAGACGCCACUGCAUAGUAAAAUAUUUAACAGAUUUGAGGUCGCGUCUUUCGAACCGAAUACUCUUUAUGAUUUUAAUGUCUUAUAUAAGAAUUUAUUUUCAUUUUUAACAACGAUUUAAUAUUUGUCGUUUUGUCUUUUUAAACAUUUAUUUUUAUUUGUAUUUGUUUUUCGUAUGUAAGAACACUGUUGUGAUUUUUUAUAACUAUAUAUAUAAAAUACAUCAAAUAAAAUAUUUUUAAAAAUAUGUAAUAUUAAAA
This is a messenger RNA of Lucilia sericata (common green bottle fly), 1957 nucleotides long. It is a transcript of the gene Lsd-1, whose product is annotated as lipid storage droplets surface-binding protein 1. The coding region runs from base 270 to 1520 and encodes 416 amino acids. The record is from RefSeq and is a predicted model, not a curated record. Gene Ontology annotation, cellular component: lipid droplet; cytosol. Gene Ontology annotation, biological process: positive regulation of triglyceride storage; lipid storage. Lineage: Eukaryota; Metazoa; Arthropoda; Insecta; Diptera; Calliphoridae. The transcript is spliced from 7 exons.